Molecule: messenger RNA, 1382 nt
Organism: Salvia miltiorrhiza (redroot sage)
Lineage: Eukaryota; Viridiplantae; Streptophyta; Magnoliopsida; Lamiales; Lamiaceae
Product: zinc finger protein CONSTANS-LIKE 2-like
Exons: 2
Coding region: 101-1270 (389 amino acids)
Biological process (GO): regulation of flower development
Cellular component (GO): nucleus
Molecular function (GO): zinc ion binding; protein binding
Source: RefSeq, a predicted model, not a curated record
UUGAAAAUAUAUUUUAGGUUGCACAUGGCUGUGUUGGUGCUGUACAAAUCAAACUACCUCCCCCAGUCUGGUAAGCCACAUCAGCAAACAUCUCACUCUGAUGGUGGGACCCACCUCGACGAAUCAUAGCCACGAAAAUACUAAACAACUUUUUUCUCACCCACUAACUCCCUACCACGUGGACUCUCCCAGCUCUCACUCGCCACCAUUACUUGACUCCCCCUCUCUCAACUCUCACACCAUAACAGAGCAAUCCAAAAAACUAAAGAAAAAGAAAGCAGAGCAAUCAAAAACUCUGAUGCUCAAGUUCGAAACGGAAGCCGGCGGCGACGCCACCAACACCUGGGGCCGCACCUGCGACGCCUGCCGCUCCGCCGCCUCCGCCGUCUACUGCCGGGCGGACGAGGCCUACCUCUGCGCCGCAUGCGACGCUCGCAUCCACCACGCGGCCUCGCUCCACGAGCGCGUGUGGGUGUGCGAGUCCUGCGAGAGGGCCCCGGCGGCGCUCCUCUGCAAGGCCGACUCGGCCUCCCUCUGCGCCGCCUGCGACGCCGACAUCCACUCCGCCAAUCCCCUCUCCCGCCGCCACCACCGCGUCCCUGUCCAGCCGAUCCCCUACGGCCCCGAAGGAGACGACGACGAAGACGAAGCAGCAUCGUGGCUGCUGCUGAACCCGAUCAAGAAUGGCGAGGAGGCGCGGCCGCCGCCGUUUGUGGGGGAACUGGACGAGUAUUUGGAUUUGAAUCUUGACGAGUUCAGUGAGUUGAGUGAGGGAUACUCAUACAGUGAGCAGCAGGAUGUUUACGGUGUCUCUCAGAGCAGCUAUGGCGGCGGCGACAGCAUCGUUCCCGUUGAUUAUCAAAAGGGAAAGAAUCACCAUUGUUUUCCGCUGGGAUUGGAAGCUGGCUAUACUUAUCCUGCAUCCAUGUCUCAUAGUGUGUCAAUCUCAUCGACGGACAUGGGAAUAGUCCCGGAAUCGAGAAACGAAGCAUCGGUCUCCCACACACAGACACGACCUCCAAAAGGCAGCAUCGACCUAUUCUCGGCGACUCAACUGAGCCAGAUGGAGCGGGAGGCGAGGGUGAUGAGGUACAGGGAGAAGAAGAAAACCAGAAAGUUCGAGAAGACGAUUAGGUACGCAUCGAGGAAGGCGUACGCGGAGACGAGGCCCAGAAUCAAAGGGCGUUUCGCCAAGAGGAAACUUGAUCCCAUCUUCUCUUCUCAACCUCUCAUGGCGGACAACUCCUACGGCGUCGUCCCCUCCUUUUGAUCUCUCACUCAUACUACAUACUGCUUUAAUUAUAAUGCUUCUUCAUGUGCUCUCGCUAAUUGUAUCUUCACUCCACUCACUAUGUGUAUAUAUAUACAUGUAUUCUUUCUUU